This is a messenger RNA of Manduca sexta (tobacco hornworm), 5094 nucleotides long. Its product is annotated as proton-coupled amino acid transporter-like protein pathetic. NCBI's taxonomy places the organism in Eukaryota, Metazoa, Arthropoda, Insecta, Lepidoptera, Sphingidae. Gene Ontology annotation, biological process: amino acid transmembrane transport. Bases 312 to 1802 code for a protein of 496 amino acids. The record is from RefSeq and is a predicted model, not a curated record. Gene Ontology annotation, molecular function: amino acid transmembrane transporter activity. Gene Ontology annotation, cellular component: vacuolar membrane. The transcript is spliced from 10 exons.
ACACGAAAAAGUUUAGUUUUUCCUUUAUUAUUUAAUUUUUAUUUACAUUUCGUUAAACGUUCAUUGGCCACGACUAUAGGUAAUGCAAGUAUUAGCAAUUUUGACGUCAGACAGAUGUUCGUAAAGCCAAUAUUCGGAAACAUUAGUAUGAAAACGACACACACAAUACCACGGUAGUGUUCUUCGAUUUAAACAGUUAUUAAAUUUUUAAUUGCAGUGCAGUUUCGUGACAUAGAUAAUAGUAUAAUCGUGUGUUCUUGCUCAUAUUAAGUGAUUAUAGAAUAUAUUCUAGUGUUUAAUUUGUGUUUAUUAUGCGUGGUAAAAGAUUCAAAAUGGACGACAAAAUAAGAUUAAUAACAAACGACAGAAUGGCGAAGUCGGAGAAAAAUAAUAUUGAUUUAAACAACUUUUCCUCAACAGCGGAACUGACUGCCCACCCUGGAUUCCAGUCAUCCAUCAGCAUAAUAUCUAAGGGUAAAGAAGACAAACCCUACAAUCCUUUCGAGCAUCGUAUGGUUGAGCAUCCAAACACAACAAUCGGCUCGAUCGUCCAUCUCCUGAAAGCAUGUCUUGGCUCCGGAAUCCUGGCUAUGCCCGCAGCGUUCAAAAAUGCCGGACUCGUCACUGGAUCUAUCGGAACCCUGCUAGCUGGUUUCAUCUGCACGCAUACUGUACAUAUUCUGGUAAAAACAUCACAAGAGGUAUGCGUGGACGCUAAGAAACCUUCAAUGAGUUUUGCGGAAACAUGUGAGGCUGCCUUUACUUACGGGCCUAAAGGCGUGCGGAAGUGGGGACAUUUUGUCAAAAACGUGGUGGAUUACUCAAUGGUCUUGGCUUAUAUCAGCGUGCUGUGUGUCUACGUAGUCUUCAUCGGCUCCUCAUUCAAAGAAACCCUGGACGCCUACAUGCCAGACAGCGAGCUCUCUAUUCAAACAUACUGCGCGCUGACACUAGUUCCCCUGGUCCUGCUGUGCCAAAUAAGGAACCUCAAGUACCUGGUGCCAUUCUCAGCGAUUGCCAAUGUGCUAAUCUUCGUCGUCUUUGCUAUUACCUUGUACUAUGUAUUCGUGGAUCUACCCCCUUUGAAAGAGAGGGAAAUGGUUGCUGAAGUCACACAAUGGCCCUUGUUUUUGAGCACUGUAGUCUUUGCAAUGGAAGGCAUUGGCGUGGUGAUGCCGGUGGAGAAUGAGAUGGCCAAGCCGCAGCAGUUCCUCGGCUGUCCAGGAGUCCUCAACAUUUCCAUGGUCAUUGUCAUCUCACUGUAUGGAAUCGUGGGCUUCUUCGGCUACGUCCAGUUCGGAGACCAGGUCAAAGGCAGUGUGACGUUGAACCUUCCUCAGGAUGAACUAAUGGCCCAGAGUGCUAAGAUCUUGAUGGCCUUCGUCAUAUACCUAUCAUACGCUCUGCAAUUCUACGUGCCCAUGGAAUGGAUCACCAGAAUGUUGAAGAAGAGAGAAUCUGAUAGAUACGAGAACGUCAUACAGAUUUCUAUAAGAAUCGUUAUUGUUACUAUUUCAGUCGCAGUCGCAGCAGCUUUUCCCAAUCUGGAACUAGUCAUCAGCUUCGUCGGAGCCAUCUUCUUUUCUACCCUUGGUCUUCUAAUCCCAGCGAUAGUAGACACAGUCUACCACUGGGAUAAAGACUUGGGAAAGUAUAAUUACGUACUAUGGAAGAAUACUAUCAUAGGAAUAAUAUCUCUUGUAGCUUUAGUGUCAGGAGCGUAUGUUUCCAUAUUGGGAAUGGUUGAGGAGUUCGGACAUCAGGAAUUGGAAGGAAGUCACAGUAACGUAACAAGCUUAUGAACGUCUAUAUAUUGUUAAUAGGUAUAUAUAAGAGUAUAGUUUUCUACCUAUGAUUGAUAGGAUACCAGUGGCGGAUAAGAGUCAAAAGAAAAUGAACAUUUUGUACAUUAUUGAUAAGUUGAUUUUCCGCUGUUAGAUAUUAAAAAUAUUUUCAGUGAUCGAGUUUUAGUUAUAAUGUCUAUUUCAGUGAAUGCAUACAAAUUUAAUGUAAACAAAUUUACUUACAAAUUUUUGACUGCCUCAGUGGCAUAGUUGUUUUACGAUUUGGCUGCAAUUCUAAGGUCUCGCGUUCGAUCCCCGGGUCAGGCAAAGUGAUAUUGGGUUUUUCUAAUCAGUAUCAACCCGGAAUCUGAAAAUUGUACCCAUUAAGGCCAUAGGCUAUCCCCCUAUCACAUCAUGGGAAGAAAUACACACGGUGGAAAGUGGGUGAAUGUCUGUAAAUAAAUUUAUGCAUUUAUUUCAGUAGAAAAUGUAUAUGUAUAUUUGCGUUAUUUUUAUGAUAUAUAAUAUUUUAUAUACUUACUUAAAAAACUAAUUUAGAAUACAAAUAGCUUAAAACUACUUUUGAUGUACUAUACAAACUGAAAUAUAGGCCCUUAUUUUGUUUUGAGUAGUAUAUUAUAAUGUAUUAUUUUUAUAUUUCUUUUAAAAUAAAAUAUGGUAUAAAUUUUCAUUAUUACUAUUGCCAAUUAUAAAAAUACCGCCACUUCAUCGUAAGCUACUUAGGACACACGACACGACUUACAUAUGUCGUCUGACAUUUCAAACUAUUAUUAAAUAUAAAUAUCUAUAAAAAAUAGAAAAAUCUAUUAAAUAUAGAAAUCAUUUGAAAAAGUAAACAUAAAAUCAAACGAAAAUAGAUCAUAGUACAAAUAAUUAUCUUUACGGCCGAUUUUAAUAAAAGGUCCCAAUUCUAAUAUUUAAUUCAAUCCCGAAAAUAAACCAAUGAAAAUAAGUAAUUUGUGAACAUGUUAGGAAAACCUUUGUUCUGAUUGGUCAAUUUUCGCGAUCGAUUGAAAAAAACGAUCGAGAUCGUUUACUGAGAAUUGCGGUUAUUGACACCUGAAGCAACAAAAUUUAUUAUCCGUUAAAAAUAACAAAUAAUAAAAAAAAAUUAAAAGUAUGAAUGGAAAUGUGUAGGUAAUGAGCAAAUUGGACGUGUAGAGUGACAUACCGCCAUUUUCAAUAAACGAUCUCAAUUGCUUUAUUUGAACUAUCUCAACAUGGACUAAUCAUAACAAAGAUUUUUUUGACAUGCUUACAAAUGAAUUAUUUUGAUUAAUUCAUUUUUGGGAUUGGAUUGAAAAUUGAGAUUGAGAUUGUGUAUUGAAAACGGUUCUAGGUCGUGACGUAAGACAAUAGCUAAACAAUGAUUUAAAAAAAACAGGUUUCCCUAUUCAGUCUACGAGGGCGAAUUCGCCUUUUUGCAAUUACAAAUGUUCUAAUCACUAGAUAGCACUCAUAGCCCUAUAAAAGUGAUUUUUUUGACUGUUUUAUAUUUAUGUCUAUAAAAAAAUCCUAUAACUAAAGCGCCCCUAUUUUCAAAAAGUCGAAUUAAAACCCGCAGGCGGAAAAGGACCCCCCAAUACAAUAGAAAAUUAUGGAACUAAGGUUAUUAUCACCUUGUGUCGUAAUAUGCGAAAAAAACGAAUAAUUAUGAACUAGAUGAAAAUGCCAAGUUCUAGUCUGUAAUUGGAAUAGUCUAAGUCGCUGAAUAAUAUAUCAAACGUGUUGCUUGCAAUGUAAAGAAAAUUUCACAUUAUAAUUUAUUUUACUAUAUAACCCAUGAGUAGUACGCAAUGUGCACAGUGUUAUAUUUGCUAUGUUAAAACCAGUGUGGUACACUUCGCGAAUGUCUUCCUUAUUUAGUAAAAACUUUAUGAUUCAGUUUUAUUAGUUAUCAUUGUUUUUGCAUCCUUUCCUUACAUAAUUUGAAUGACCUAGACAUAAUGCUUGUUUUGUUAUUCGUUGGCAAGCUAAUUGACAUGCGACAUUGAGUUUUAUACAUAUUUGAAAUUAGCACCACAUUAUUCACAUUUUUUUAACCACGUCUCAAUUAUUUUAAAAAAAUCGUCUCUUAAGUCAAUUAGCCUGCUGGCUGUCGUUAUAUUUUAUUUUAAAUGUUUUUAAAUAAGACAAUAAGUAAUGUACGGUAGGACUAGCUCAAUAAAACGUAAAUCGCUAUGAAAUAUUGUGUAUUGUAUAUAGUAUAUUGACUUCAAAUGGGAAUAAAUAAUUCAUUGAAUUUUAAGUCUUAAUUGUUUCGAGUACAAUUUAUUUUGCGUUCAAUGAAUUCCAGUCUUAUUUAUUAGCAAUAUGCUCAGAAGUUAAUCUUCAAGUUCACAAUAUCGAUAUUAUCUCGUGUUGCUGUGUAUUUGUAAAAAUAGGGCCAUACAAACUUCGAAUAUAACAUACAAAAUAUCCCAUUCAUCUAAAGCAUUAAAUAUGUAAAGACAAAUAACAUUUUUAUUACGACAUAAAAUUUUGCACCUUAAUAAAUUGACAGUAGGAAUUUAAAAUUUUUAUUGUAAUAAUAGACAUCUUAAUUAUGUUCCUUUCAAAAUAUAAAAUGUGAUGCACGUUUUUGCAAUGUUGUUGAAUAAUGCCCGUUUUGGCUCUACACUCAAUGACUUUAAACGCAAAUUAAUUUGUUUUUCAACGUUUCCGUACUAACAUAUAUUUUGUUUGUAUUACUGAAGCGACCAUAAUAUAUAUUUUUCAUAUUUUUGUUUGUAUAAUAAGUGAAUUUUGUUUUACAGGAAUAAUUUUUAUUUUUAUAAUUUGUAUUAUAUUUAAUGUAAUUAAUGUACAAAUUAAUGUUUAUUGUACAGAUAACUUAGAUAAGAGUUUCAACUUUAGUAUGACAUUAAAGGUGCGUUUCCGUUAAUAGAAAACGUGCGGAUGAGAAAAGUGGAAUUUCAAUAUUACCUAAUAAUUUCUUACCAUUGAAAGUAUUUUUUUACUGUUUAUAAUAUACAUGCAUUUAAAAUAUUUAAAAAAUAAUAAAUCAUCCCCCGAUGAUUAUUAUUACCUUUUGCAAAGACACUGGUAUAACGAAUUGCGGUGAACAUUUAUAAUUUAAUUGUUUUAUGUCUUCGCGUAUCGUCUGAGUACCCUUGGUCAACUAUAUUAUGUUUUACUUGCCAACAUUAUUCCUGCGGGGCUGAAAAUACGAUAUUACUUUAAAUUCUAUAGCGUCUCUGCACCGUUUAUCGCUUGAAUGGAAACGCACUCUUAUGUACAAGAGACCGUAAAUUAAAUUGUGAUAACAAUAAAUGAAUAUUUAGUUAUA